This is a messenger RNA of Electrophorus electricus (electric eel), 1586 nucleotides long. It is a transcript of the gene ptges3b, whose product is annotated as prostaglandin E synthase 3b (cytosolic). Gene Ontology annotation, molecular function: prostaglandin-E synthase activity; protein-folding chaperone binding; Hsp90 protein binding. The record is from RefSeq and is a predicted model, not a curated record. NCBI's taxonomy places the organism in Eukaryota, Metazoa, Chordata, Actinopteri, Gymnotiformes, Gymnotidae. Gene Ontology annotation, biological process: protein folding; telomerase holoenzyme complex assembly; prostaglandin biosynthetic process. Gene Ontology annotation, cellular component: nucleus; cytosol.
GGCCACCGCUGAAAGUCCUCCCACCUCAGGCUAGCCGAGUAGUUUGCGUCCAGAGGAAACGUGAAGUCAACCACGCGAAAGUCAUGCACCCAGCAACUGCAAAGUGGUACGACAGGAGUGACUACGUCUUCAUUGAGUUUUGUGUGGAAGACAGCAAGGAUGUGAAAGUGAACUUUGAAAAGUCUAAAUUUGGUUUCAGUUGUCUUGCUGGCACUGAUGAUAUCAAACACUCAAAUGAAUUUGAUCUCUUUGAAGCCAUUGAUCAAAAUGAGUCCAAACAUAGACGUACAGAUCGGUCAGUGUUGUGCUGUUUACGGAAAGCAGAAUCAGGAAAAGCAUGGCCAAGACUAACUAAAGGGAAAGAAAAGCUCAACUGGUUAAGUGUUGAUUUUAACAACUGGAAAGACUGGGAAGAUGAUUCUGAUGAAGAGCUUUCCAACUUUGACCGCUUUUCAGAGAUGAUGAACAACAUGGGUGGAGAGGAUGAAUUACCAGAUUUAGAUGGUGCAGAUGAUGAGGAGUCUGCAGAUAGUGAUGACGAAAAAUUGCCGGAUCUAGAAUAAAACUGCUUGUGCAUUGAGGACAAAAAGCAAGAGUGAAACUAAAGUCAAAAAAGAACUGUCAUGUCAACUGUACAUGACCUCAAAGGAGAAGAGCUGAAUAAAAUCAAAUGAGUGGACAGUCGUAUUUAACAUCAUUCUAUCCACUUGGAGGUUAUUCUUCCAGUGCUGUCAGCCCAGCCUCCGCUGAAAAUUAAUAUGCAUAAUAUUUUAUAGAACUUCUGAUUUCCACCACCGGUGUGCAGCUCUAGCUUCUGUUAAUCUUGAACCUUUUAUGUAUUUACACUUCAUUCUGAAGAACUGCACUGCACAUGUUUUCAACAGAAAAGCAAUUAGAUGUUAUGAAAUGGUAAACAAAAAGUAAUGUAUUUAAAAGGUUACUUUUUUAUUCCCCUCAAAAAUACAAAAUAGCAUAGUUUGCAACCCUGUGAAUAAAAAUGAGAAUGAUUGAUAGAUUUAAGAACAUCUAGUACUAAUUAUUCCCAGCUAUUUAACCCACAAUGUUGGAGUGUCUUAGAUUACUGUAUUAAAUACAUACCACCCACUUCCUGUUACUUUUAUAGAGGAAAAUAGUUAAAUUUCCAUGUUCCAUAAAAUAAGGACUAGUGUUCAGUAUCUGCAUUGAGCUGAAGUUUCGACUAAGCGUCUACUUAUUACUGUGGAUCAUUCCUGCAAUAGGCAUAGUAGAAUCUGUAAUGACUGUUGGUGUUAAUGCAUCAUGUUUAUGUAGGAGAUCCAAGAUUGGAACCAAGAGAUGUUUUGUGACAAUUUGCACAUGCAAAUAGUCACUUUAUUAAAACAUAGCAUUUGUCCAAUGUUAGUCAAAUCAGUCCAUUUUGAGAAUUGCUGAUUGUCCUAGUUUUAUUUUAUAUUUUAAUGAUACUUUGAAAUUUGUUAUAUCUUUCUAAUGAAGUGCUUCAGGUUCACCUUUAAUUUUUACCAGUUAACCAGUUUAUAUGUUGCAAUAUGUGUCCAAGAAAUUGAGUUUUGUAAAGUUAUAACUAAUAAAGUCAUAAGUUCUUUUCA